Molecule: messenger RNA, 3166 nt
Organism: Coccinella septempunctata (seven-spotted ladybird)
Lineage: Eukaryota; Metazoa; Arthropoda; Insecta; Coleoptera; Coccinellidae
Gene: Blot
Product: sodium-dependent neutral amino acid transporter B(0)AT3-like
Exons: 12
Coding region: 592-3063 (823 amino acids)
Biological process (GO): sodium ion transmembrane transport
Cellular component (GO): membrane
Source: RefSeq, a predicted model, not a curated record
CUUGUUUUUGUUUAUCUGAGCGAUAACGAAACACAGGUUUCGUGUUACCUGGCUCGCAGUGUUUAGUUCGGUCAACUUCUAUUUUCUAAGACAAGCGAAUAAGGAUUUUUACGAUACCUACCAAUUAUUCAGGUGCAUCAAUCGACACGCGUGAAAAUAAUCCAGUCUCUUGCAAAUAAUCUGAAUAAAAGCAAAAGUGCAGAAUUGUAACGGAGGCAUUAGAAUAAACAGACUACUACUUUCACAAUAUAUGCAAACUAGAGAGUCAAGAGCGUUCCGCAUAUUUUAAAUGGUAUUCAGUUGUGAUUUUCAUUGGACCGUAGAAGGUUGUCGUAUGGUAUGACGUUGAUCCAUCGUUUUGAUUGCGAGUACUCGACUCGUCCACUAAUUAACAGUGCGUGUGUUCGUGUGUUCUUCCUUAACUCAACUUUUAAUGAAGUUAAAAUUUGACUUAUCAGUUUAACUUAUAGAAACAUUGUCAUUCUCCGAAGAUUUCGUUCGUCAAUAAUGUGAGUGUUGUGAAUAGAUCAACUAAGGAUAAAAAAAUAAGAAACGUUUUGAUCGAAGUGAAAUUCAAAUUAGGAAACGAAAAUGAGGGAGAAGUGGAAUAAAGAGGAAAAUAGAGAGACAAGGGAUGAUGAUCCGAUACCACAAAGUAUUCGUUUGAAUACCUACGACCUUCCACCCUUAUAUAAAAGCAAAGUAGUACGGACACCUUCCCUCAGAGCCAUGAACAACUACAAUAAUCUCUCCGUCGAAUCUUAUGACGAUAGUUUCGAUAACCUAACUUUCCUUCCUGAAAACAGCAAUGGCGAUGUGCCCAAAUAUGACGUACCAUACACGAUAUCCAAUCGAAGUGUCUACAGCAACACAUCUAUAUUGAAUAAGUAUGGAUAUGCUGUGGAAAGUCCUUUCACAUCACAAAUUACAGCUUCCUCUUCAGAAAUGGGGUCGUUGAGAGACAUGGGAUCCACAACAAAACUGGUUACUCCAAAGUUAGAAAGAUCCUGCAACACAUGGCUGGUACGACUCAAAACUAUAAUUUGCACGGUUUCCCUAUCGGCUGGAUUGGGAAAUUUGUACAGACUACCACAAUCGACAAUUUUAAAUGGUGGAAUGCCAUUCAUUGUUGCAUACCUUAUCUUGACUGUCCUGAUAGGAAUGCCGUUACUAUUCCUAGAACUAGGAAUAGGACAAAUGGCAGAAGAAGGAUUCAUAAAAAGUUGGAGAGUUGUGCCAUUCUUCAAAGGAGUUGGCUAUGUGAAGUUACUAGCGGGAUAUCUUCUGGUUAUCUAUUACCCUUUGCUUAUUGGUAUUUCACUAUUUUACAUAGUAUGGAUGUUAAAAGGACCCUUGCCGUUUCCCGAAUGUGCUGUUGUCAAAAUAACUAAUGAUGGAUAUUCAGCUAAGAGUAUUGAUAGACAAGAAUGCCUCAAGAAUACAUUUUUGGAAUCUGCAUUCAAAAAUCCAUAUUGGUAUGGUAUAUUUAUAACUCUUUUACUUGUUAUCUGGACUACAACUAUAGUUCUGUCUAUAAGAAGAACUAAAACCUUCAUGAUAUCUUUGCUAGUCCUGAUAUUUCCAACUUUGAUUUGUUUCAUUGCAUUGGUAGUGAAAGCCUUCUUAGCUGAAGAACAGCUUGAUAGUAUAGGCAGACUCAUAACUAAUAUCAAGUGGGAUGACCUCUAUUCGGCUAAUAUUUGGUACUACGCAACAAUACAAGUUUUUUUUUCAACCAACCUAGGCUUUGGAACAUUCAUUACAAAUGCCAGUAUCAUGUAUAAUAAGGUGAAUCCCUUAUGGAUAGCUAUUGGAUACCUCGCUUCAAAUCUUCUUUUGGGCAUUGGAUCUAUCUUAUUAUGCUAUACAAUAUCUGGGAACUUCAACAUUGCUCAAAAAAAAGAGAAUGACAUAAUUGAAGUUCAUCUACUUACCCUCAUUUAUGAUAUGGCUGUAUCUAGUUCUGACGUGAACGCUAAAGCAUGGGCGUUGGUGGCAUACUCUUUGAUCUUUUUUGUUGGUUUGAUAAGUAUGGCUACCAUGAUGUACACAUUGUUGAAGGUGACAACAGCACAGAACAAAAAGAAACUGAAAUGGUGGAAAACUUGUCUUAUUUCAUGUUUCAUUUGUUUCGUAGCGGGAUGUGGUGUUUUAUUGAAGAACAACUUCCAGAUCGUACGCUUAUUGGAUGGCUACAUUGUUGGAAAUUUGAUAUUUAUAGCAGUUAUUGUCGAAGUAUUUGCUCUCAUUACUUUUUACGGAAUUGAAAAAAUUCAAUGUGAUUUUGAGUUUAUGCUCGGCCAAGUACUCUCUAAGUUUUGGCUCGUAUUAUGGUGGAUCAUACCUCUUCUGCUGACAGGAAUAUUCUGCUGGGGGUUAGCAACGCUGCCAUUCGGAAAUGAUCCAGAGUGGCUCAGUGGUACCGGAUGGGGUGUAGUUUUAGUUGCGAUAAGUUGUAUAUUUUUCAUCGGAAUACAUACAAUCACACAACAGGAUGGAUAUGGUUUCAUAGAUAAGGUGAAAAUUUCUUUUCAACCAUCCAAAAACUGGGGUCCGAGAGAUCCAAUGCAACGUUAUACCUGGGUUCAGUGGUGUUCCAAGAUCCAACAAGGAGAACGGGACUUCACCCUGAAGAGAAGAGGCACAAAAGAUUAUACUAAAGGUAUCAAGAAAGAAGCAAAAAAGAUGGCAACUCAAGCUUUUAAUAUCGCACCACAAAAUCCAACUUUUGUGAGUUACCAAGAAACUAAAAAUGAAAAUAAGAAAAUUGUUUCCAAUAUUCAUGUACUGCCACCUAAUAAUUAUGAGAUUUCGUACAAAAUAAACGGUUCUUCGGAAUUCAAUGGAACUAGUCCAAAAACCAGUACAAUUAAAAAAGAAAAUAUCAAUGGAAACACAUUUAAAUUCAACAAAAAUAAGAACCCUUUGGCCAAUAACUCUGCGGCCGAAUGUGAUGACGAUUAUGGGACCUUCAGGAAAGCUCCUUAUGUGAUUAGUGAAAAUAGUAUAGCACAUGUGUGUCACAAAAAAUAUAGUCAUACAGAAGCUGCCACUGAACUCUGAUCAUUUGUAAAUAUUUUUUUUAGUGUCUAUUUAUUAUAUUAUAUUUUAAGUUACUGUCGCCAAAUGAACAUACCAAAUAAUAUAUUCUAUAAAAUUGUGGUAA